CCACGUUCACAAAACCCUUGUCUUAUACUUCGGAUCUAUCUUUGAUCUCAAGCGAAUUUCCCGUCAAUUAUCAACCUUGCGAAAUUCUAACGUUCUCAACAGUAGUCGUUACGGGAGGUACAAAAUCAUUUAAUUUGCCUUUUGCCGUGUCAAUAAUGAUGGCCUGAUUUUAUUUCAGGCACACAUGAGAAGAAUUUGGCUGGCAGAUGCGCAUUUCUGCCUCGCCCUGGGCACCGAAGUUAUUCCAUGAAAUUCUCAGGAUUUUCAGGAGGUGCAAGUGGUCUAAGGUAGGAUGUCUUAUGCUAUUAGAAAUUCAACUUGCACAGGUCAGAAAGAAAGGGGGUAUUCUUCUAUUUAAAUAUAAAAGUAGAUCGGUUUUGCCAUCCAGUAUCUUCACUUAUGUUUGAAUCAUCUUUGACAAUACCGGUGACUAGCCCCCUUCUCCGACGUUCUAGCAGCAGACCUGGGGUUUCAGAAUUUGCUGAAGCAGUCACAUUGGAUGAAAACAUUCAAACUGUCAUGGAAACAGAGCAGAUGAAGCCAUCUGGAAAUUCAUCUGGAAGUUCACCUAAGCAAGCUUCGUCCACAAUAUCAUCUCCUGGUCCUAUAUGGCGAAUAAAGGGUCCACUCUUUCUGUUAUGGGGUUUUAUUUGUUUCAAGAUUGGCAUGGAUUCUGUCAUGAGGAUGGACGCAAAAGAGCGCAAUUUGUUUCUUUACGAAGCAUUUUUAUAUUAUAACCCACUUCUACUUGUGGCUAUGAUGAUAUGGCUUUGGGGAGUCAACGUAUGGGUAUUUUCACAGUCAUCUGUGAAUUAUGCAAAAAUAUUUGAAUUUGACUACAGUAAUUAUCUCACACAUAAAGAAAUAUGGAAGUGUGCUUCGUGGAUGACAUUAAUUGUACCAACUAGCAUGACAGCAUACUUGUUUCUUUACUCUCCUGGAAAAGUAUUGUUGGCAGCAUCUCAGCCAGUUUUACUUUACAGUGCUCUUGCAUUGAUCUUGGUAUAUCCCUUCAAUGUGAUUUAUCCAUCAUCCCGAUAUUACUUCUUGAGGACUCUUUGGCGACUUACUUUUCCUUUACAGCCAGUCAGCUUUGCAGAUUUCUUUUUGGCUGAUGUGCUUACUUCAAUGGCUAAGGUGCUAUCAGACUUGGAACGAUCUGUUUGUAGAAUGGUCAACCGACAGGUUGCAACGAUAGCAUGGUUUGAUGUAGAAGAUGUUUGCGGGAGCCACUCAUUUGCAAUUCCUUGCGUUCUUUCCUUUCCUUAUUUUUGCCGAUUUUUCCAGUGUCUUCGGCAAUAUAAGGACACGAAAGACAGGUUUUGUCUUUUAAAUGCUUUGAAAUAUGCUACGGCGUUCCCUGUUAUUUUCCUUUCAGCACUCAAAUAUCACGUGGAUCCAGAAAUGUGGACAAAUGUUUAUCGACCUCUUUGGCUGUUCUCGAGUGUUAUUAAUUCUUGCUAUUCAUUCUAUUGGGAUGUAACCCGUGACUGGGAAUUAAGUGUGUUUUCCAGAAUUUUUAGGUUUAAAGGCCCUCAUUUGCAUCCAAUUAUGUUAUAUGGCCGUCGUUGGGUUUAUUACUGGGCAGUUAUGAGCAAUCUUGUUCUUCGUUGUGCAUGGACAUAUAAACUUUCAGCACAUUUACGGCAUAAUUAUUUAACAGUUUUUACAAUAACAGCCUUGGAGAUAUUUCGUAGAUUCCAGUGGAUAUUUUUCCGUGUGGAAAAUGAGUGGAAUAAGAUAACACUGAAGUCAAACGAAUGGAAUAAAAUAGCUCCAAAGUCAACUAUGCAGUUUCCUCUUGAUGAUAUUCCUUCUUCAGAAAAGGAAAAGUUGCUUGGAUCUGCUCAGCAUAGUGUAUAAAUAAGGUUAUUCAUAUUUAAGAAAUGCUGCUUCAUUAUUCAAUUUUAAAUUCUCAUUUCAUUUGUUGUA
Cryptomeria japonica (Japanese cedar) is the source of this 1932-nucleotide messenger RNA. RefSeq lists its product as uncharacterized. The record is from RefSeq and is a predicted model, not a curated record. Gene Ontology annotation, cellular component: cytoplasm; membrane. The transcript is spliced from 14 exons. The coding region runs from base 400 to 1863 and encodes 487 amino acids. Lineage: Eukaryota; Viridiplantae; Streptophyta; Pinopsida; Cupressales; Cupressaceae.